GGCGAAUGUAUGGGAGGGGCUGCGGGUUUUGCCAUAGACAGUCUGUUGAAACUGUCGGACAUUCGCUCCAACAACCCUCGUGUAACGCUGCUGCACUUCUUGAUUCAGGUGAGCCAAGACGGUGUUGUUAAAACCUUAUUCUUUCGCAGGCAUCAGGCACCCACAUGCGGCAGAGUGAUGUCAGAGACCAGGAAAUCAUCAUCAGGCCGGACCCUUGGGAUGGACGGCAGCGGAAUGAGAGGACCAUUCGUAACCGAUGCACCUGAAAAAUUUCUUUUUUUAUCUUUUGUACAGAAAGCAUACGAAUUGAGUUAG
Molecule: messenger RNA, 315 nt
Organism: Protopolystoma xenopodis
Lineage: Eukaryota; Metazoa; Platyhelminthes; Monogenea; Polystomatidea; Polystomatidae
Source: the annotation of a GenBank genome assembly